Trichomonas vaginalis G3 is the source of this 827-nucleotide messenger RNA. RefSeq names its product dextransucrase protein. The transcript has a single exon. The record is from RefSeq and is a predicted model, not a curated record. The annotation marks the transcript as partial. NCBI's taxonomy places the organism in Eukaryota, Parabasalia, Trichomonadida, Trichomonadidae.
AUGAUUGUUGCUCUAUUGACGUACUUGACUUGUUGUGCAAAAGAAGGUAUACAAGUCAACUUUGUUGAUUCAGAUUAUGCUGAUUUCGAUAUUACAUACGUUAGAAAAGAAAAGAAAAGUUAUUGGCAUCGAACUUAUUACGAAGAUGUAACUUACUCAACAACUUAUCAUAAUAGAGGUUGGUUCGUUGUUUUCAGAGAGUACAUAAACAGAAAGCCAAGAAGUUUGCAUUUUGUUAAAGGAUCUAAUAAUGGCGUAGCAGAUUAUGAUGAUAUACACUUUGAAACCAUAACUAGUGUUGACCCUGUAACAGGCUAUCUGAGUUUAUGUUUUAACAUCACCAACAAUGGAGACGAACCGAAGAGAAUAGAUGUUGGUGUAUUCGCUGAUAUUCAAGUCGCAGGAAACGAUUAUGCAACAGUCAUCCCAUUAGAAAAUAGAAGAGGUUUCACAAUGACUGAUCCUGAUACUGGCAUCACUUUCACGUUAUUGGUCAAAGAUGCAUCUGGAACAACAAAUGUUGAUGCAUUUUAUUACGGUAAAUUUAACAGAAGGUGGGCAGAGAUUUAUGAUGAUUACUACAACAAUCAAGUUGUAAACUACUACCCUAAGAGGUUCCCAUACUUUAAAAACAUAACCACUACUCCAACAAACCUAGAAAACGAAGAUAGUGUAUUCGCAUUUUCUUGGCAGAAAAGAGAUAUCUAUCCAGGAAAAACUUUAAGUUAUGGAACAACUGCAGGUACAGGAUCCAACUUAAAGAGCCCACCUUUUGCCAAAUGGACAUGCGAUUUCAAAGAUAACUAUGAUCCCUAUGAAAAGGUUAC